Molecule: messenger RNA, 7222 nt
Organism: Poeciliopsis prolifica (blackstripe livebearer)
Lineage: Eukaryota; Metazoa; Chordata; Actinopteri; Cyprinodontiformes; Poeciliidae
Product: WD repeat-containing protein 7-like
Cellular component (GO): cytoplasm
Molecular function (GO): protein binding
Source: RefSeq, a predicted model, not a curated record
CGUCCGGUCUGUUUGUCGGUCGGACCAGCUACAGAAGCGGCGCAGAAUAACGGCGUCUGUUUGGUCUGAAUUGGCUGCAGGAGGAACCGUUUUCGUGAGGCCGUCGGCCUGUCGGACCUGCCCCAGUAGGACGUCAGCGUCUGCAUCAUGUCGGGGAACAACCUGGUGCUGCCCAUCGUGCUGUGGGGCCGCACGGCGCCCACCCACUGCAUCAGCAGCUUACUGGUGAUGGACGACUUCAGCACCAUCAUCACCGGCUGCCAUGACGGUCAGAUCUGCCUGUGGGACAUGACGCCCGAGCUGCAGAUCUGUCCCAGAGCGAUGCUGUUCGGCCACACGGCCUCCGUCACCUGCCUGUCCAAAGCCAGCGCCAGCAGCGACAAGCAGUACAUCGUCAGCGCCUCGGAGAGCGGGGAGAUGUGUCUGUGGGACGUAAACGACGGGCGCUGUAUCGAGUUCACCAAGCUGGCCUGCGCUCACACCGGGAUUCAGUUCUACCAGUUCACCAUCGGUACGCUGAAGGAGGGCCGCCUGCUGUGUAACGGCCAUUACCCAGAGAUCCUUGUGGUUGACGCCACCAGCCUGGAGGUGCUCUACUCUCUGGUCUCUAAGAUCUCUCCUGAUUGGAUCAGCUCCAUGAGCAUCAUCCGCUCCCAUCGGACCCAAGGACACGUGGUGGCAGUAUCAGUGACGGGGAUUUUGAAGGUGUGGAUGAUAACAGCUGAGGUCAGCAAGAUGCAGGAUCUGGACCCGGUCUUUGAGGAAGAGUCCAAGCCCAUCUACUACUGCCAGGGCUGCCAGAGCAUCUCGUUCUGCAGCUUCACCCAGAGCAGCUUGCUGGUGGUCUGCUCCAAGUACUGGAGGGUGUUCGAUGCAGGAGACUACUCUCUGCUCUGCUCCGUUCCCAGCGACAGCGACCAGUCCUGGACCGGCGGUGAGUUCAUCUCUGCGGAUAAAGUCAUCAUCUGGACCGAAGACGGCUGCAGCUACAUCUACAAGCUGCCGGCCAGCUGCCAGUCCGCCAGCGAACAUUUCCGCAGCGACGUUGGGCGAACCAAGGGGAUCGAUCCCCCGCUGAUCUACAGCAUCGCCGAGCGCUCAGACAAACAGCUCCUCAUCUGCCCCCCGGUGACCCGGUUCUUCUUCGGCCGCCGGGAGCCGUUCCACAAGCUGCUGAUCCAGGGAGACUCGGCCGGCCGCCUGUCGCUGUGGAGCGUCCCGGACGCCACGCCGCCGCAGCCGACCGCAACGCCGGCAGAGCUGCAGAUGUCGUCCUCCAUCAGCCUGCAGGAGGCGUUCGAUAAGCUGACGCCCGUCUCUUCUGGGAUCAUCGACCAGCUGAGCGUCCUGCCCAGCAAGCAACAACCCAUCAAGGUUACGGCCAGCGUCUACAUCCCGUCUCAGGGCCGGCUGGUGUGCGGCCGGGAGGACGGCAGCAUCGUCCUGGUCCCCGCCACGCAGACGGCCAUCGUGCAGCUGCUGCAGGGGGAGCACAUGCUGCGCAGGGGCUGGCCGCCCCACCGGACGCUGCGGGGUCACCGGAACAAGGUGACCUGCGUCCUCUACCCGUACCAGGUGUCGCCCCGCUACGACCAGCGCUCCCUGGUGUCCGGAGGAGUGGACUUCUCCGUCAUCGUCUGGGACAUUUUCACCGGAGAGAUGAAGCACAUCUUCUGCGUCCAUGGAGGGGAAAUCAGCCAGCUGAUCGUCCCGCCGGAAAACUGCAGCACCCGCGUGCAGCACUGCGUUUGCUCCGUGGCCAGCGACCACUCCGUCGGCCUGCUCAGCCUGCGGGAGAGGAAGUGCAUCAUGCUGGCGUCCCGGCACCUCUUCCCCAUCCAGGUCAUCAAGUGGCGUCCGGCCGACGACUACCUGGUGGUGGGAUGCUCCGACGGCUCCGUCUACGUCUGGCAGAUGAUACAGGGAGCUCUGGAUCGCUGCGUGAUGGGAAUCACGGCGGUGGAGAUCCUGAACGCCUGCGACGAGCUCGCCCCCGCCACCGUCGACGCCCUGAGCCACCCGCGCGUCAACCUGAAGCAGGCCAUGACGCGCCGCAGCCUGGCGGCGCUCAAGAACAUGGCGCAGCACAAACUGCAGACGCUGGCAACCAACCUGCUGGCUGCUGACACGCCACAAGGUAACGGUAAUUUGCCCAAAUACUCCCACAAUGCCCUGGUGGUCCAGGCGAUGAAGACCAACCUGACGGACCCCGACAUGCACGUUCUGUUCUUUGACGUGGAGGCGCUGAUCAUCCAGCUGCUGACGGAGGAGGCGCAGCGUCCGAACCCGACGCUGGUCUCCCCCGAGACGCUGCAGAAGAGCCAGGCGGGCGCCGACAAGGGCGGCUCCUUCCUGGCCAACAAAAUCUUCAAACAGGUGAAGGAGACGAUGAAGGAGACGAUCAAAGAGCACCUGCUGGACGAAGACGAGGAGGAGGAAGAGGAGAUGAGGAGGCGCGAGGAGAAGUCCAAGUCUCUGAGUCUGCUGGAGUACAACCUGACCAUGGACACGGCCAAGCUGUUCAUGUCCUGCCUGCACGCCUGGGGCCUCAACGAGCAGCUGGACGGCAUCUGCCUGGAGCGACUGGGCAUGCUCAGACCGCACUGCCCCAUCUCCUUCGGCCUGAUCUCCCGGGGAGGACACAUGUCCCUCAUGCUGCCCACCUUCAAGGAGUCUUUGCUGCGCCAGCUGUCGCUGGCCACCGGCCUGAAGCUGAGUCUGUCCGACAUCGUGGGGAAGGGGACGUACGGCGUGUCCCGGGCCGUGACCACGCAGCACCUGCUGUCGGCCAUUUCUCUGGCCAACACGCUGAUGGGCAUGACCAACGCCACCUUCGUAGGCGAGCACAUGAAGAAAGCCCCGGCCAGACCCCCCAGACCAGGAGGAACCCCGGAGUCUCCUCGGAGGACGCCCGCCGCCGCCCCCCAGCCCUCCAACCCGGCGCUACAGGCCCAGAUCAAACAAGGGUGGAGCCAGCUGGCCGCCAUGCACUGCGUGAUGCUGCCGGACCUCCUCGGCCUGGACAAGUACAGACCGCCUCUGCUGGAGAUGCUGGCGAGAAGAUGGCAGGACCGAUGUCUGGAGGUCCGGGAAGCGGCGCAGGCUCUGCUCCUGGCCGAGCUGAGGCGGAUCGGGCAGUCCGGUCGGAAGGACACCAUCGAUGCCUGGGCUCCGUACCUGCCCCAGUACGUGGACACGGUCAGCUCCCCCGGGCUCUGCCUGCUGUCUGCCAGAGAAGUCGCUGCCGCCCCGCCCCCUCCAGAGGCUCAGCCAGUGGAAACCAAGGCUCCAGAGGAGGAGCUGGACGUGACCGACGAUGACAUCACAGCAGGCUGCCUGUCCAACCUCCCGCCAAACGCCAAGAAGAUCUCCAACUCGUACGAGGAGCGGCGGAAGCAGGCCACCGCCAUCGUCCUGCUGGGCGUCAUCGGAGCCGAGUUCGGCGCCGAGAUCGAACCGCCCAAAGGUUCGGUGCGUCGACCCGGAGGAGCGGUGCCGGAAGGCUUCGGAUCGACGAGCGGCGGCUCGUCCAACUACUCACUCGCCAGACACACCUGUAAGGCGCUGACCUUCCUGCUGCUGCAGCCCCCCAGCCCCAAACUCCCCGCCCACAGCACCAUCCGCCGCACCGCCAUCGAUCUGAUCGGCCGCGGCUUCACCGUCUGGGAGCCGUACAUGGACGUGUCAGCGGUGCUCAUGGGGCUGCUGGAGCUGUGUGCCGACGCAGAGAAGCAGCUGGCGAACGUCACCAUGGGUCUGCCCCUCAACCCCCCCGCCGACGCGGCGCGCUCCGCCCGCCACGCCCUGUCCCUCAUCGCCACCGCCCGGCCGCCGGCCUUCAUCACCACCAUCGCCCGCGAGGUCCAACGGCACAACGCGGCCCAGGCCAACUCCCAGUCCCAGCAGAACGUCCACACCACCACGCUGGCCCGGGCCAAGGCCGAGAUCCUCCGGGUCGUCGACAUCCUGAUCGAGAAGAUGCCCGGAGACGUGGUGGACCUGCUGGUCGAGGUGAUGGACAUCAUCAUGUACUGCAUCGAAGGCUCUCUGGUGAAGAAGAAAGGACUGCAGGAGUGUUUUCCCGCCAUCUGCAAGUUCUACAUGGUGGGUUACUGCGACCGCAGCCAUCGCAUCGCCGUCGGAGCGCGCCAAGGAUCGGUGGCGCUCUACGACGUUCGCACGGGAAAAUGUCAGAACAUCCACGGCCACAAAGGUCCAAUAACGGCGGUGUCGUUCGCGCCUGACGGCCGGUACCUGGCCACCUACUCCAACGCGGACAGCCACAUCUGCUUCUGGCAGAUGAACACCAGCCUGCUCGGCAGCAUCGGGAUGCUGAACUCGGCGCCGCAGCUGCGCUGCAUCAAGACCUACCAGGUUCCUCCGGUCCAGCCCGCCUCGCCCGGCUCCCAGAACCACCUGAAGCUGGCCCGCCUCAUCUGGACCUCCAACCGCAACGUCAUCCUGAUGGCCCACGACGGCAAGGAGCAUCGCUUCAUGGUGUGAUCGGGCCGAGCCCACCGACCCGGACCUGAGCCACGGUUUGGGACCGGACACGGAUUCUACUGAUGGUUCUGAUGAAAACGAAACAAAUACAUUUCUGAACGUAGUGCAGGUCUACGGAAGACAAUUAGUGCCAAAAAACAGGAAUUCUGACUUUUUUCUCAGGAUCGUUUCAGGAAGUUUAAGAUGUAAUUCUGAGAAAAAAGCAAAAUUCUUUAAUUUUCUCAAAAUUCUGAAUUUUUUUCUCAAUUACUUUUUUUCUCAAAUUUAUUCAAAGUUCUGAAUUUUUACCCAAGUAUACGACUUUUCCUCAAAAUUCUGAAUUUUUUCACCAAAUUCUGAAUUUAUUCUGAUUCUGUAAAACAUUUUCAUCCUCGAUAUCUUGACACAUGAUCAAACAUGACAUUAUUAUUGAUACAUAUUUUGUCCAGAUGCUUGUUUCUGUUUUGGACUGGAGCUCAUUAUAUUAUUACCUCUAGUGAAAGUUUUGCACUUUCACCAAAAGUGAACAUUUCCUGUUAUUAUAGGAAAUUUAAUCUAUAAUCUAAAUUUCAGCAAAUAUUUCUCUUUUAAUUUUCUAUCUAUGCUCCAUCAGGAACUAUGAGAAAUUUUUUUUUUCAUUGGCACUAAUCGUCUUCCGUAGGAGCAUCUGGAGGUCCAAACCCAAACUCAGAUCCAGGUUUGGCUCCUGUUUUAUCCGCUACAGUUGAUCAUGUUUAUUUAUUUGCUGCUGUUUAUUUAAAGUUUUUAUUUAGUUUCUGUUCUGAUCAAAGUUUCUCACCAUAAAACUGUCGACAUUCUGGAUCUGUUCCUGUGUGUGUGUGUGUGUGUGUGUGUGUGUGUGUGUGUGUGUGUGUGUGUGUGUGUGUGUGUGUGUGGUGUGUGUGUGUGUGUGUUUCAUCAUUAAACACACUUUAAUGAUGUGUUCAGUCACGGUUCCAGUUGAGACGCUGCAGCCAGAAAGUGAAACCUGAAGUGACUUUUAUUCUAAUCUGAGUUGGGUUUCUGUUUAAUCUCGUGUUCAUGCUAAUCUGAGUUGGGUUUCUGUUUAAUCUCGUGUUCAUGCCAGAUUAUUGAUCCUCUUCCUGCUGAAAUCACAGAGCUGCCGUUUCCGUGGCUGCAGUGAACGUCUCGUCCCGUUUGUCGCGCUUCUCGCUUCCGCAGUGAAAAAGAUUUUUAUUUAAAUCAUAAACUGACUGAAGGACGGAGAACCGAUGGAAAUCAAAAUGUUUUGUCUCUUUAUUUUGGACUUUAUUUAUGUUAAAUUUAUUUGGAUUAAACUUUUUUACUUUUAACUUUUUUCACGUAAAACUGUCCAGAAAAAGUUUCUCGUUUCUUAAGACUUCCAGAUUUAAAGCUUUUAUUUUCUUUCUCUCCUUGAUACACUUUAAAGUCCUGGUUCUCAAGCUGUGGUGCACGGCCCACCAGCGGUACGCCUGAUGGUAAAGAUUUGAGCCUGAUGACAUGAAAUCUCAGAUCAGACAUCUGCAGGGUCGGCUAGCUGCUAGCAACAUGACUAGCAUGAAGCAGGUUGUGCAGAGAAAGAGUUGAGUUGGUAGAAGUGACCUGUUGGCUUUAUGUGCAAGGCGGCCAUGUUGGAUUCUCAAAUGUGGAUUUGGAUAUUUGAAACAAGGAGUAAAUAUCGAUAAUGACACUUGAUUCUUCAGUUAUACAAUAAGAGAAAAGAUUUACUUCCUGUAUCUGUUCUGAAACGUUUCAGACCGCUGCUUUAAUAGUUCACUAGAACUUCUGUUGGUACCAAAAUCUGAGUUCAGAAAAACCAAUAAAAGUUUCAAUCAAUUCAGAUUUUAGUUAUCAUUACUGAACUGAAUGUUUCCAGCUUUCAAAUUUCUCCUAUUUUUUCUUUUUUCUUUUAUUAAACUGCUGAAGUUUUUCUGUAAAAAGUGAAACUUUGACCCAAAAUGUUGUGAAAAGUCAAACUUUCCUCCAGUAAAUGACCAGAAAAUCUUUUCAGAUGAUUUCAGGUAAAAAUUCACUGCAGAAAAACUCGAUGUUUGUUUAAAACAUUUUGUAAAUCAACUUCAACCUGUUACAUGAUUAUCUGGUAAAAACUUGGAUAUUUGCACAAUUUAAAACAUUUUUUUCUUUGUUUUGAUUCUUUGUGUUAAAGUUUUUAUUGAAUGUUUUUCUUCCUGCUGUAAAACGUCGUCAAGCUUUUAGUUUCGUUCAGAGGAAACUAUCUACAUGUAGAUCUAUAGAGUUGUAUGUAGAAAGCCGUUUCUGUGGCGCUCCACCUGUAAACCGCAGCGUGUCAAAGCUUUUCACAGCUUCUUCUUCUCCUUAAAGAGGAAAAAGCGGUGCAGCUUCUGAUCGGAGGGAUUUCUGAGGCGACCUGACAGCUCUGAGAUCUUAAUCUCUCCCUCUCUGCAGCACUCUCUUCACAGUUUGAGGAAAUAUGUUUGCUGCGCGUCUCGGGGGAAGACGGGUGAGAAAAAUACGGGAGGCAGAGAGUAAGUAAGGAUCAGAGCAUCGGAGCGGAAAAACCCAGAAGAAAACUACAAACCAAACUUCUGCUUUCCUCACAUAUUAUUUCCAGAAAAUGAUGAUUCUGUCAGCUGGUUGGUUUGUUUGCAGUCGGUCGGUGUUGGUGUCGUGUGAAGUGAUGCAUGGAUGUGAGCUUCGCUCCACAGCUGCUGAAAUCUGAUCAAUGUGUCGUAUUCAAACGUGAAUUGAUGUUUAAUAAAGACGUAGAUUAAAACUA